UCCUCUCUGUGCCUCCGCUGCUGGGGGAGGCCGCGCCGCGCCGAGCGGGGCCAGGCCGGGCUGGGCCGGCGGAGAGAGGGGAACAGAGGGGUCUGUUCUCGGUGGGGUUCGGAGCCAUGAGCGAUAUCCGGCACUCGCUGCUGCGGCGGGACGCGCUGAGCGCCGCCAAGGAGGUGCUCUACCACCUGGACAUCUACUUCAGCAGCCAGCUGCAGAACGCCCCGCUGCCCCUCGUCGACAAGGGCCCCUCCGAGCUGCUGGAGGAGUUCCUCUUCCAGGUCCCCAAAGACCGUGGCGCUCCGCCCAAGAGACUGAAUUCACUUCAGGAACUUCAGCUCCUUGAGAUCAUGUGCAAUUAUUUCCAAGAGCAGACAAAGGAUUCAGUCCGGCAGAUCAUUUUCUCGUCUCUCUUCAGCCCUCAAGGAAACAAAGCAGAUGACAGCAGGAUGGCUUUGUUGGGAAAGCUGGUUUCCAUGGCAGUGGCUACAUGCAGGGUUCCUGUUCUGGAGUGUGCUGCCUUCUGGCUGCAGCGAACCCCUGCCGUGUACUGCGUGAGGCUGGCCCAAGCCUUGGUGGAUGACUACUGCAACUUGGUGCCAGGCUCCAUCCAGACUCUGAAGCAGAUAUUCAGUGCCAGUCCUCGCUUCUGCUGCCAGUUCAUUACAUCUGUCACAGCUCUCUAUGACCUCUCUUCAGAUGACCUCAUCCCUCCUUCGGAUCUGCUGGAGCUGAUUGUUUCCUGGAUCUUUGAAGAUCCUCGCUUGAUCCUCAUCACCUUCCUCAACACUCCCAUCGCAACCAACCUGCCCAUAGGCUUUCUGGAGCUCACCCCCCUGACUGGACUGAUCCGUUGGUGUGUGAAGGCUCCCUUGGCUUACAAAAGGAAGAAGAAAGCCUCUCUCUCAAAUGGACAUCCCCCCAGCAAAACUGCCAAGGACUCAACUGCAGGAGAAGACAGAGAUUGCCACCAGCUGUAUUCCAAACUGCAUCUAAGUGUCCUGCAGGUUCUCAUGAUGCUUCAGGGGCAUUUAACGGAGAAGAACCUUUAUGGGCGCCUGGGGUUGAUACCCUUUGACCACGUGGUUCCACUUGUUGAGGAAAUUAACAGACUGUCUGAUGAACUCAACCCUCUUAAUGCAUCCAAAGAGAUUGAACUGGCUCUAGACAGACUGGCUCAGGCUUUGCAGGUGGCCAUGGCAUCAGGAGCACUCUUGUGCACCAGAGAUGACCUGAGAACUGUCUGCUCCAGACUACCACAUAACAACCUGCUCCAGCUGGUGAUUUCAGGUCCAGUACAGCAACCAACCCAUGGGGCUCUGCCACCAGGAUUUUACCCUCACAUCCAUACCCCUCCUCUGGGUUACCCUGCUCACGCAGCUCACCCGGCGCUCCCGGCCCAUCCCGUGCAAACGUUCAUACCAGGAAUGACGUUCCCGUACCGCCCCAUCCGCUAGAGUGCUAGGACUGCAGAGUGGCUCCUGCUCCCCCUUAGCUCAAGGGAGCCUUGCAGAUGAAACCAAAUGCCUUGGGAAGCACAUUUUCCUCUUUGGUGUAGAGCUGAGCAGUGCUUGCCCGAGGGAUCAGCCCUUCAGCAGCGGUGAGGACGUGGGUGAGGAUGAGCAGGCUGCAGUCAGCUUGGAUGUGGGAUGCAGAUCCUAAGGCAGAUCACAGGGACUAAAGGAGGGGCUGGGAAGAGGCAACAGAAACCUGAACCCUCUGCAGCAUGUGGAAUUUUUUUGGACCCACAUUGUUUCAUAUCAUCACCAAGGAUGUGCUCUUCCUUAGUGGUGUUUUUUCAGCAGCCCUGAUCCGAUUACAGCACAGGGAACCCAGCAGCUCUUGCUCCAGGAGGGCCAGGAGGAAAGGUGUGAGAUUUCUCAAGCUGCUCCACUCCAGCCUGCUCAUUACUUUGUAAAUGUUUGUAUCUAUGGCUACAGAGUAUGGUGUACACUGUAUAUUUUUGGAACACAAAUGUUUGUUUCAGAAGCACAAGGUAGAGUAAAGCAGCACUUCCUAUUAAAGGAGACAAUUUAAGAAGCAUAAAAUAAUCCUGCCAUUUUGUCUUGCAGAAAGUCCAGCUUGUUAAGCCUGUGCCAGGGAGGGAACCAUCUUCCAGGCUGGG
Dryobates pubescens (Downy woodpecker) is the source of this 2122-nucleotide messenger RNA. RefSeq names its product integrator complex subunit 15 (gene INTS15). NCBI's taxonomy places the organism in Eukaryota, Metazoa, Chordata, Aves, Piciformes, Picidae. The transcript is spliced from 6 exons. The record is from RefSeq and is a predicted model, not a curated record. The coding region runs from base 117 to 1454 and encodes 445 amino acids.